UGGUGAUUUUAAAAUUGUUCUUUAAUUAAUUUAUUUUUAUUUUUUCUUAUUUAAGUAAAGGCUUCACAAUUUUGUGGUUAUUAGCCUUCAAUUAGAGGAAGGUUUAGAAAAACCAGAAUGAAAUAUUUACAGAUAUUAACAAUUUAUUUACAAUUUAUUUUUGUAUGUAGUGGAAAGGGCUUUGUAAAGGGCUUCAGUAUUUUCUUUGCUAAGAGCAAUUUAGAUGUACAGUGAUAUUAUUAUCAAUCGUUAACCGAGGACUCGGUUAUCUACCGUAGUAGAUAACCGAGCCGAGGUAAACAUAUAAAUUGCCAUUGAUAAGUCAUAUCAGUAUAAUUUGUUAUUGACGUUUUUGUGUCUUGAUAGUUGUAACUAAAAAAAAUUAUUUGUUAAUAUAUAUUGUUAAAUUUUAAAUUAAUACUUAUCGUAUUAAAAAAAAAUUACCAUGAAUUUCUUAUUUCUCAAUGUAAUUCGAUCUAUGUAAUUAAUUUAAUAUACCUAAAUUAUUCUAAAAAUCAAAGUGUAUGUAUUUUUUUAUUAUUGAAAUGGAUCAAAAAUACAUUAAAUUAGAUGACAGUGUUUUAAACCAAAUUCUCAAAACUGAAACUGACCUACGUGACUAUUCUCAGCAAGUAGAAUCUGCUUUGAAAAACCAUGAAAACCUUGCUAUUGAUAAAUACAUUAAAUCAGGGGAACAUAUUGUGACCUUGCAUAAACAUUUAAAUGAUUGUGAAAAUGUGUUAGAGCAUACAGAGUCUGUGUUAUUUACAUUUCAAGAAGAGUUACAAAAUAUUACAAAUGAAAUCACUAGGCUGCAACAGAGAUCAAUAUUUAUGGCUCAACAACUCUGUAAUCGACAAUCAGUCAAAGGACUUAUGCAUCAAUUUAUUGAAGAUGUUAUUGUAUCGGAAACACUCAUAUCAGUCAUAACCACUUGUUCUGUGACUGAUGAAAAGUUUUCAACACAUUUGUCAGUAUUGAAUUACAAAAUAUUGUUUGUUGAUGAACAAAAUUUCAAAGAUAUUAAAUCGCAAAAUGAUGUGAAAGAUGUGAUCGAAAAACUGAAAAUUACUGCUAUAACAAAAAUUAGACAUUUCAUAAUGGAUCAGAUUAAUAAAUUUAAAAAACCUACUACCAACUAUCAUAUACCUCAGAAUACUUUAUUUGAAUAUAAAUUUUUGUUUGAAUUCUUGCUUAACCAUGAUUCAAUAUCUGUACAAGAGAUAUAUAAUGACUAUGUUGAUGCUAUGAGUAAAGUGUAUUUCACUUAUUUUAAAUCCUACUUGAGUUAUUUGCAGAAGUUUCAAUUUGAAGAAGCAGCUACUAAAGAUGAUCUUUUAGCAGUUGAAGAUCCAACUUCACGUUCAUUAUUUCAAAAAUCAAUAAAAAAAAAUACUGUUUUUACUAUUGGAAAUAGAGCUGCUGUUCUUAAUGAAAUUGAUAGCUCAAUUAUUAUACCUCAUCAAAAUAAUUUAACGAAUUUAUCAUUUGAAACAUUAUUUAGAUCAGUUCAGUAUGCUCUUGUAGAUAAUGCUUGUCGUGAAUAUAAAUUUGAUUGUGAGUUUUUCAAAGUAGAUCAGCCUACUGCUCAAGGACUUUUCUCUCAAAUUAUGGGAAAAACUUUAGGACUUUUGAUUAAGCAUUUGGAGAACUAUGUGGAAAACUGUUAUGAUGCAUUAGCACUUUUUCUAUGUGGACAGUUAAGUAUGCGUUACCAAGUCCUUUGUCAACAUCGUUUAGUUCCUGUACUUGCACAAUAUUGGGAUACUAUGCUUGCAAUGAUUGGAACUAGAUUUCGAUUUAUACUUAAAAGACAUAUUCAAAGUGUAAAAGAUUACGAUGUAUCAAAAUUUAAUAAAGAAAAAAAGCCUCAUUUUAUUAUGAGAAGAUAUGCUGAGCUUGUUUCAGCCAUAGUUUCAUACAGUGAAAACAAUAAAUAUGAACCUGAAUUAAUUUGUAGCCUAACUGAAGAAGUUUUAGGAUUGGUUUUACGUCUUGCUACCAUGUUUAGCACUCGUAAGGAUCGUUUGAUAUUUUUGGUUAAUAAUUAUGAUUUGGUGUUAAGGAUAUUGAUGGAACGUGUAAGAGAUAACACAUUUGAAGUGGAUAGAUUCAAAGAAGAGCUAUCUGCUAGAAGUAAAGAUUAUGUUGAUGAAGUACUUCAUGUUUAUUUUGGCGGAAUGAUGGAGUUUGUUACAGAUGCUGAAAAUGGUCGAGAUACAGAUGCAGAAUCAAGACAAUUAGGGUUAGCCAAGACUUUUACAUCUACUUGGAAAAUGUCUCUGGAAGAGAUUAAUAAAGAGAUAUUGCCUUCAUUUCCUAAUCUGACUACGGGUGCUUCUUUAUUACAAUUAGCAUUUUCGCAGCUAAUUGAUUAUUACCAUAGAUUUCAAAAAGUUCUAUUAGCUUCAAAUAAAGCUCAACUACCAAAUAUUCAUGUGAUAAUGAUAGAAAUUAAGAAAUAUAAAACUAAUUAUUAAAAUGUAUUCCUCCUAUAAUAUUAUAAUUAUAUAUUAUACAAAAAU
This is a messenger RNA of Sipha flava (yellow sugarcane aphid), 2525 nucleotides long. RefSeq names its product vacuolar protein sorting-associated protein 52 homolog (gene Vps52). The transcript has a single exon. Gene Ontology annotation, cellular component: GARP complex. Gene Ontology annotation, biological process: retrograde transport, endosome to Golgi; lysosomal transport; endocytic recycling. Bases 525 to 2480 code for a protein of 651 amino acids. The record is from RefSeq and is a predicted model, not a curated record. NCBI's taxonomy places the organism in Eukaryota, Metazoa, Arthropoda, Insecta, Hemiptera, Aphididae. Gene Ontology annotation, molecular function: syntaxin binding.